Messenger RNA from Dentiscutata heterogama, 886 nucleotides. NCBI's taxonomy places the organism in Eukaryota, Fungi, Glomeromycota, Glomeromycetes, Diversisporales, Gigasporaceae. The record is from the annotation of a GenBank genome assembly.
AUGGAAGAACUCAUGGAUGAAAUUGAAUAUAAAAAAGCAAAAGAAGAUUGGGUUACCGGCCAUGAAGGCGGAUCCAUGUGGGAAAUAUAUUUUAUAUCAUUUGUUCUUUUGAAUUCAUUUGUUUUAUGGUCGGCAGCGGCCAAAUAUACUAAAAUUUUCGACUAUGCUUCUAAUAAUAUCAUCUCGAACUUUCUAUUAGAAUACAUGUUUCUCAUUAUUCCAAGUCUUCUCUCGUGCACUUUAUUGGUAGACUUUGCUUUUUACUUAAAUGUAAUCUUAUUAAUUUUGACCUUUGUGAUAAUCAACACAUCAUCAAUAAAACCAACGAGUGAUGAAAAGAAGAAAAAAAAAAAUAGAUGGGAAAGUGAUUCGGAUGAAGAAGAAAUAAUUGAAUUAUCAGUAAAUGAAGAUAAAUUAGAUGAUAAGAAUUUAGCAGGAGCGAGUACAAAGAAGAUUAAUGUUGAUGAUAUUAGGAGGAAACCUUUCUUGAGCGCAUUUAGAUCUUGUAUGAUGAUUUUAACUUGUUUGUCUAUUUUGGCGGUGGACUUUCCGAUUUUUCCAAGGCGGUUAGCAAAGACAGAAACUUACGGAACUUCACUUAUGGAUCUUGGGGUUGGUUCUUUUGUGUUUUCAUCAGGUAUCGUGGCUGCACGACCGUUUUUGAAAAAACCAGAAAAUCGGUUCAAACCAUUCAAGGGACAAUUAUUAAGAGCAGUCAGACAAGCAUUACCAAUAUUAAUACUUGGAUUUAUACGAUUAAUGAUGGUAAAAGGUGUUGAUUAUCAAGAGCAUGCUUCCGAGUAUGGUGUACAUUGGAACUUUUUUUUCACACUUGGAUUUUUGCCCAUAUUUGUCACUAUUUGCAGAGCUCUUCAUAAAUAUAUCC